GGAGUCCUCAACAGAGCGAAGCGGUACUUCACGCCUGGACAAAGGCUUUUGCUUUAUAAAGCACAAGUCCGGCCUCGCGUGGAGUACUGCUCCCAUCUCUGGGCCGGGGCUCCCAAAUACCAGCUUCUUCCAUUUGACUCCAUACAGAGGAGGUCCGUUCGGAUUGUCGAUAAUCCCAUUCUCACGGAUCGUUUGGAACCUCUGGGUCUGCGGAGGGACUUCGGUUCCCUCUGUAUUUUGUACCGUAUGUUCCAUGGGGAGUGCUCUGAGGAAUUGUUCGAGAUGAUACCAGCAUCUCGUUUUUACCAUCGCACCGCCCGCCACUGGAGUAGAGUUCAUCCAUACUGCCUGGAGGCACUGCGGUCAUCCACAGUGCGUCUCCAGAGAUCUCUUUUGCCACGUACCAUCCGGCUAUGGAAUGAGCUCCCCUCCACGGUGUUUCCCGAGCGCUAUGACAUGUCCUUCUUCAAACGAGGCUUGUGGAGAUUAUGAAGCGGUAGGCAGCGGCUUGCCUUUGCCCCUGGCAUUGCUGAAGUCCAUGCCGGUAGAAGUAGUGAAGACGGUAACCACUCACCAUCAGAUGGGUCGUAUGCUCGUCUGCCUACAAGGGCAAUAAAAAAAAAAAAGGUCAUACAAUCUCCCUGAAACUGGCGAAGCUAGGCUUUUGUAUUUUGAACAUUGGGGGAUUGGGUACUGGAAAAAAAAUAACCCUUAGUCGCCUACUUUGAUAAUAUGAUAAUGAAAUAAUUUGAUGAAUUGAUAAUGAAAAUUUUCGACCGCAAUUUAAGUUUAUCUUUCAAUCAAACCAAUUUACAAAAUUUUUUAAUUGUGAAACAAAUAAUUUAAUAAAGAAUAAAAUCAUGAACCUGUAGUAUGUUCGUAUUACAAGGGCUUAGGUAAUUAGGAAAUCGUAAAAUUUGCUCACCUUGAGACAUGAGCUCGACGUCUCAAGUUUUAUUUUUGUGAAACAAUGAAAUUUGUUCCAAUUUUCAAACUGUAACUCCAGACUGCUUCGUGGCAGAAAUGAGCAACUUGGUGGUACUUACUCGUGUGGGCUCACAAUACUAUUUUCUAACGAGCAGUUGUCAGUACCCGGUAAACUCCCUAAAGGGUCGUUUUAUUCGAAACUUCUUUUCUUGUAAUCAUUGUUUUACAUGCCUCAAGUUUUAGCAGUCUUCUAAUAUUCGUCUCAAGUACUAAUUAAAAACUCUUCUCAUAACCGAUCAGUAGGCUGCAAAAUGGAUGGACAGUACCGCAAACAUUGCAUGAUACCUACAAAUAACGCCAUCUGGGAAACAAUAAUGGAUGAUAAUAUCGAAUACCUGUAUACUUCGAUUUUAUUUACAUGACUUGAAUUAAUCGCUGAUUUACAUGUAGUUAUUUAACUAAAUAUUAACCGAAUUAUUUUAAGUGUUUUACAGUUCAUAGACGUUAUCAAUGUUUAAGUUCUUUCAAGUUAAAGUGAUGUCAUACUUUGUUUCCUAGAUGACCUUUCCUUGAUAGAUACUGGUCAAGGUAAUAAAAACAUGUUAAUAAUUCAAUUAAUCUGAAAGUCCUGAAACAAUUAAGCCUUUAUUUUUAUUAUUUUAUUUGAAUUACAAAACUUUGGUUCGCGUUUGUUUAAUAUCAGUUGAAUAGAGUAUGUUUUAUGUACAAUAUAUUACAAUAAUAAAAAACAAAGUAUAUGCAAAACAUUAAACUCAAGAAGUAAAUGGGCCUUAUCGCUGAGAACGAUCUCUUCCAGACAACCAUCGAAUGGACAAGAAAAGUCGCGGUGUACUUAGUUUGAAAAAAAUAUAAAAUGGUAUAAUAAUAUUACUAUAAUUAUAUACAUAAAUUUGAAUAAAUUAUUUAUUUAAUAGGGUUUAAAGUAUGAAAUUGCCGUUUUAUUGUAAUGGGUAAUUCGAAUUGAAUUAGAAUCUUCAUGGUGUGUGAUUGUUGAGUGAAACUUUUUUCGGGGUUCUUCUUUUAAAAAAUGUUCAACAUUUGAUCAUCUACUUUCAGUUGUUUUUGAAGUUAUACUUCUUUAGGCGCGUUAUGAAAAAUUGAUGAGAGUGAAAUUUUACGAUGCGCGCGCACUGUGACACAAAAUUAACAGAAUUGAAGUUGCCCACUAAAUCGUUCAUUACAAUACGACCGACGUAACUUGGCGAGUCUGAAUAGCCGCAGGUGAACUUUCGCACAUGUACACUCGUAAAAAAAGUGUUAUUAGCAUUAAUUUUUUGACGUUAAAUAUUUAUUAUGAAUUAUUUAAUAUUUAAAAAAAAGAAAUAAAUUUUAUAAAAAUAAAGUAUAACUUCUUACGCGCGUACAUAGGUACACGCACCCUUUUUUUUAUUCAGCUUAGACAAGAAAGAUGGAUACUUCGAAAAUUUGAGUGAUUUUUGAAUACGAGUUCCGACGCGGAACUAACGCUGCAGAAACAGCUCGCAAUAUCAAUGUUGCGUUUGGAGAGGGGACUGCUAAUGAACGCACCGUGCGAUUUUGUUUUAAACGCUUUCGUGAUGGAAAUCUAAGACCGCCCACAUAUGAAUAACAAUGAAUUCAAAGAGAUGGUGGAAGCCGAUCCGAGCCAAACUACCCAGGAAUUAGCGGCAUGGUUUAACAUUACCUUACCAACAAUAUUGACUCAUUUGUGUCAAAUGAAUAAAAUUAAAAAUUAUGAAAAUGGGUGCCUCAUGAUUUGACUGAUCUGCAGAAAGAAACUCGUGUUGAAAAUUGUGUUGCCUUGUUGAAUUGAUACAGAAAUGAAAGAAUGUUGGAUCGAAAUCAGACAUGUGAUGAAAAGUAGAUUCUUUAGGAUAACCGUAAGAGAAAAAUGCAAUGGCUGACCCCAGGUCAAACGCCGCAACAGUGUCCCAAAGCAAAGCUUACCAAUAAAAAGGUAAUAAAUACUAACAGUUUGUUGUUCUCAGCAUGGUGUUAUUCACUAUAGCUUUCUCCGAUCUGGUCAAGCAAUAACGGCGGAUGUCUACUGUGCCGAACUCCGAACAAUGAUAGUAAAACUUGCAGCCCCGAUUCAUGAAUCGAUCUUCACCAUUAUUACUCCAUGAUAACGCGAAACCUCAUACGGCACGAGAAACCGUUUUAAUUCUACAGGAACUGCAAUUAGAAACCAUUCCUCACCCUCCUUAUUCGCGAAACCGUGCUCCAACGGAAUACGAUUUUUUUCGUGGUUUGUAAAAUUUUCUACGUGAUAAAAAGUUUUCUUCACAGGAAGCAGUACAAAAUGCUUUCACACAGUUUGUAGAGUGUAAAUCACCAGAGUUAUAUCGCAAAGGUAUAAAUGACCUUCCUAUUCGAUGGCAGCAAUGUAUAGAUAACAAUGGUAGAUAUUUUGAUUAAAUAAAUAUGUUCAAUGAAAAAAACCAAAUUUAAUUUUUUCAGUACGUACAAAUCGGCAAUUUCAUACUUUAACCCUAAAUCUUAGUAUGUGUACGUAAUUUUUUUUUUCACAGAAAUAGCACCAUACCAUAAAAUAUAACAAUAAUACAACGAUAACAAUGUCCACAUAAUAAACAAAUAUAGACGCUUAAAAAACAUUUUACAUAAAUACAUACGAUAAAUUAACUAUAGGUACACUAGAUAUUAUAUUCUAACACAAAUAAAUAAAAAAACAAUGUGAAAACAAGUCUUUGAAGCAUCUGGUGUUUCUGGAUGUCCUAUACGUACCUACUGGGAGUACAUUCCACAAUUGAAUUGGGCUGAGCUAUAAAGUUUUUUUUUUAUGGUCUAAUGUUUACUAGUGGCCCGGAGGUCUUUCAGUUUCAUCAGGGCAGGUGGACGAGCAAGGGCUCAGCCAGGAGGGGUGGAAUUUGCUAACAGCUACCCGAGCGCCUCCAAAGGAGACCUAACAACUGAAAACUACAGAUGAACUCAAAGCAUAUUUUGGGAUAAAAUAGAAAACGAAUAGGUAGCCAUUGGCACGCGAUCAUAUUUUAGUAAACUAAAUAUGAAUCAUGCUGAAGUCCAUGUGCGACGGUAAGCACUCACCAUCAGGUGAGCCGUAUGCUAGUCCGCCUAAAAGUUCAAUAAAAAAAGAAGACAUUCAAAUGUGUUUACUCAUAAGUACACUGCUACGGUGAGCUCAAGUUAGCUGAUAUCAGCAUAGUAAAGGAUUGGAAGAAGAAGAGAUUGUUGGAUUGGAGUUAAAGUGAGCAAACAGAGAAAAUAUGUCUGACACUAGAAUCCUCCGGCAAAACCCUUCCAAACAGUUUCAUUGAUUUGAGCAUCCUAUGACAUACCCUUUUCUAUAAUUUUAUUAUACUCAAAUACUUUAUCACAUACUGGUAGUUGAACUUCAUCAAGUGAAAUUUGAAAUGAUUUUUCAACACAAUGAAUAAAAAAAAACGUUAUAAUUUGUAGAGAUAAGAAAAAAAACCUAUCAUUUGGAGGAUGUAGGAAUGGAAAUACGUAUUGUAACGCAGCGUCCCUUUUCGCGGGGCUACAGUAGCCAAACGGGAUGUGACUCAGGUCCGUGCCGCGACGACCCACCAAGCGCCUGCGCAUCUAUUGCACCCAGUAGUGCGCGCCAGACUCUCAAGCGGCAAAUACGCGUCCCCGGUCGGCACCGGAACUGAUACCCUAGAGUCUCAUGUCAGUCGGGCACCCAAUAUUGGGCGCCAGUUUAAUGUUGCGCGCCAGACUGUCAAGCGGCAAAUACGCGUCCCCGGUCGAUACCGGAACUGACAACCCUAUAGUCUCAUGCCAGUCGGGCACCCAACAUUAAAGCAUGUACAUACAAUGCGAUUCAUACUUCCACCUUAAGUCUCAAGUUGGGUCACGGCAUUCUAUGAACACAGCUAUUUACACACACAAGAACACAGUUAUUUCUAUGAACUUCGGCUACCACAGGACAUUAGUAGACUCAUGCGCUCGAUUAUCAAACGAGUGCAAUAACAACAAAGGUCUUGGGAUUCCUGACACGGUAAUAUCAUUAAAUCUAUUGUGCAUUGUUGUUCACGUAUUAUUUUCACUACUCCAGCGGUUUUUUGUAUGUACUCCCUGCGUCACUAUUUCAUAAUAUAUGUAUCCCAAAUCGCAGUACAUACUUUUACUGAUUUAUUUUUGAGCUCUCUUUAAUUAUCUCUUCUCACAUACCGUAUUACUGUGACAGAGAUAUUCUGACUUCGUUCUCGUCGUCUCUGCUUAAAUUCUUGCAUUAGAUCUUCGGAACCCAGCUUUGGAAUGAACUCCAACUCUCUCCUCGGUCUUUCCUAAGCGCUAUGACAUGUCCUUCAAACGAGGUUGGCGGAGAGUUCUCAGCUGUAGGCGGCGGCACGACUGUGCCCCUUUGUAUCGAUGAUGUCCACGAUAGUGUGAUAGUUUAUAAUUUAUUAUGAUAAGGAUUAAAAUCAUGGCGGAAAUUCUAUGAGGAUAAUGAGUACAGCAAAAAUUAUGAAUGUGAUAAGAAAUAAGACAACAAUACAAACCGAUCGUAAGCGUUUGGAAGUGGAUUACCUAGUUAUGUCCGUUUUUAAGCCUCUGCAUUUGUUCAUGUUCUCCGAUCGAUUAUUAGAAGACAUUGGGUAGCGCAACGCAAUAGCUUAACCUUCAAACAUAUGGCUAUAGUACAAGAGGGAUUUCAAGGUCCCCUCGACCUGUUCUUGCCUUGGGUCAUGUGGCUGAAAAGUAAAACUCAUUCUACCUCUGCCCCAUGCCAUCGCAGAUAGAGCCAUAGCUUCUCGGGUCGGACGACUGCGUAACCUACGGUUAUUAUUGCCUAUCUGGUAGCCAAAGCCAGGAAGCCCAUAAGGCAGACCGAUGUAUACCCGAAUAAGCUAAGUACGUGAUUUUCAUUCCUGAUAUUAUGUAAGAAGACAGGAUUUGGGAGGCGUGGUAAUAGUAAUCAUGUGGACGCAAGCGCGGUGGAGGCGUCGCGCAGAGGAUGAGGGUGCGUCAGUUGGCGUCCGGCGUCUGGAGGUGCCUAGCGCUUCGCGCCGCGCCCCUUACAGCCAUUGCGUGGCUCGGGGCGUGGCGCUUACGUAAACACGCGUAACACGCAGCUCGUGUUAAAGGCGGCGCGGUGCCGCGCUACUGUCCGUCCUAGAUCGACCCCAUGUUGGCCCGCGCCGCCUACUGAGUAUAUGUGGAUAGCAGCACGCGCCCUGUCGUGCCGCCGCCGCUGCCUCUGCCGCCAACGCCAACUUGCGCGUUUAUAGCAUCAUAAGAGGCGAUGCAGACGCAUGCAGCUCUAAUGGCGCUGGCUGCGCUGGGAGCGCUAGCGGCGGCGGCGGCGGCGGAGCGCGGCAGUGGCAUCAAAGUCGGCAGCGGUGGUGGAAUGGCCAGUAGUCGAGAUGGUGGCCGUGGAAGUGGUGUACGCAUCGGAGACGGAAUCAGGCGUCCACGAACUUCACCUGCGCCUCCUCCUCCUCGAGCUCCUUCUUCCAUCACCGCUGCUCUCGUCGUGCCACAUAAGGCCUUUGGCACACGAGAUUACACCAAGGCCGAAAAAGCUGCUCUAUCAAAAUUACCGCGAAAACUGAAACUUUUUUCUCAAGUGCGCCUGAACAUAACGCUCUCUACGCAAGGCUUGACGCCUAGUCCUAUGUCUAUCCUGGACUCGCUAUGUAAAGAAUUUCUAGCAGUCAACGUGUCUGCUAUCCUUUAUCUUAUGAAUCACGAACAAUACGGGCGCUCUACUGCCUCUGCACAAUAUUUUCUACAACUCGCAGGGUAUCUCGGCAUACCGGUAAUUGCAUGGAAUGCAGACAACAGCGGGCUUGAGAAGCGCGCGUCACAUGCUUCUUUACGUCUUCAAUUGGCCCCAUCCAUUGAACAUCAAACAGCCGCGAUGCUUUCUAUUUUAGAAAGAUACAAAUGGCAUCAGUUCAGCGUCGUCACCUCAGCUAUUGCCGGACAUGACGAUUUCAUACAGGCUGUACGUGAAAGAGUGACGGCACUACAAGAUCGAUUUAAAUUCACGAUACUUAACGCAAUAGUCGUUAAGAGGUCAUCAGAUCUAAAUGAAUUGGUCACAAGUGAAGCGCGUGUGAUGUUACUGUAUGCGACCAGAGAAGAGGCAGCGGAAAUACUAUCUGCCGCUGGAGACUUACACCUUACCGGCGAAAGUUUUGUGUGGAUCGUUACACAAAGUGUAUUAGGAUCUAUGCAACAACCCAACAAAUUUCCCGUCGGCAUGCUUGGUGUACAUUUCGACACGUCGAGUUCUUCUUUGAUAUCAGAAAUAGCAACCGCUGUUAAAGUAUUUGCCUACGGCGUGGAGUCGUACAUAUCCGAGCCUGAGAAUGUGCGUUACCCACUGGGCACUAGACUAUCGUGCAGUGGCGCGGGAGCAGGCGAAGCACGUUGGUCUACAGGCGAGCGAUUCUAUAGGCAUUUGCGGAAUGUCAGCGUUGAAGGAGAAGUAGGGAGACCGAGCAUCGAAUUCACCCCUGAUGGUGAAUUACGAGCUGCUGAACUUAAAAUUAUGAAUCUAAGACCUGCCAUAGGCGAACAGUUGGUAUGGGAAGAAAUCGGAACUUGGAACUCUUAUCCGAAAGAACGACUCGUCAUCAAAGACAUUGUUUGGCCUGGCGGUCUACAUACUCCACCACAAGGCGUGCCAGAAAAGUUCCACAUGCGCAUAACCUUCCUAGAAGAACCACCGUAUAUUAACUUAGCGCCACCGGAUCCCGUUAGUGGACGUUGCUCUUUAGACAGAGGUGUGAUAUGCCGUGUCGCACCGGAAACAGAAGUUGCUGGUCUCGAAGCCGGUACUGCUCACGGAAAUAGCUCUCUAUACCAGUGUUGCAGUGGAUUCUGUAUAGAUCUGCUGCAACAACUUGCUGAACAUCUCGGAUUUACCUAUGAAUUGGUCCGCGUCGAGGAUGGACGUUGGGGCACAUUGCACUACGGCAAGUGGAACGGUUUGAUUGCCGAUCUUGUCAACAAGAAAACCGAUAUGGUUUUAACGUCCUUAAUAAUAAAUUCGGACCGGGAAGCAGUAGUAGAUUUCAGUGUGCCAUUUAUGGAGACCGGUGUUGCAAUUGUGGUGGCCAAACGAACAGGCAUAAUUUCCCCAACGGCUUUCUUAGAACCUUUCGACACUGCUUCGUGGAUGCUCGUGGGCGCUGUAGCUAUACAAGCUGCUACUUUUUCAAUAUUCUUCUUCGAAUGGAUGUCACCGAGUGGAUUCGACUGCUCAACUGGCAACUCAAAACGUGUUCCACAAAAUCGAUUUUCGCUAUGUCGCACGUAUUGGAUUGUUUGGGCAGUUUUAUUUCAAGCGUCAGUACACGUUGAUUCACCUAGAGGUUUCACAGCUCGUUUCAUGACCAACAUGUGGGCGAUGUUCGCCGUCGUGUUUCUGGCUAUAUACACAGCUAAUUUGGCUGCGUUUAUGAUAACUCGCGAGGAAUACCACGAAUUAAGCGGCUUAGACGAUCCCAGGAUCGCGAGACCACUCUCACAGCGUCCGCCAUUAAAAUUCGGCACAGUACCGUGGUCACACACAGAUGCUACGCUCGCUAAAUACUUCCCGGAACCACACGCUUAUAUGGCUCGGUACAAUCGGAGUACAGUUAGCGCAGGAGUGACGAGCGUACUUACGGGAGAUCUUGACGCAUUCAUUUAUGACGGUACUGUAUUGGAUUAUCUGGUAUCACAAGACGAAGAUUGUAGACUGUUGACGGUAGGGGCUUGGUACGCCAUGUCCGGGUACGGCCUCGCGUUUACGCGGAACUCGAAAUAUCUCAGUAUGUUCAAUAAACGGUUACUAGAUUUACGAGCCAAUGGUGAUCUUGAAAGACUACGAAGGUACUGGAUGACUGGAACGUGUAAGCCCAAUAAACAAGAGCAUAAGUCUUCAGAUCCUCUGGCCUUGGAGCAAUUCUUAUCAGCAUUCCUGCUACUUAUGGCAGGAAUUCUGCUGGCAGCAUUGUUGCUCCUGUUAGAACAUGUCUAUUUUAAAUACAUGCGCACUCAUUUGGCGGCCUCAAAGGCUGGAUCGUGUUGUGCGCUAGUUUCGUUAUCAAUGGGUCAGUCUCUGACUUUUCACGGCGCCGUAGUCGAAGCGGCUGCUCGAGGAUUAGGCACAGGCGAACGUGGACACUGUCGCUCCGCCAUAUGCGCUGCUCAAUUAUGGCGCGCACGACACGAACGUGAUGUAGCCAUGGCCAGGGUGAGGCAGCUGGCUGCGGCGUUAGCGGCACACGGGCUGGCGCCGCCGCCACGCCGACUCGCUUCGGCGGCGGCGCUGCUGGCGGGUGGCAUGCCGCACGACGCCACGCGGCCGCGCAUGCUGCGCCCGCCCGCCGACCUACUGCCGGACCUCGAUCGCCCUCUCUCGUGUGGUGAUUUGCGAUCGAGAGGGCGGACACGAGUAGAAAUGGAAACAGUGCUGUGAGGCGUAUUUUACGCCACCCUAUUUCAAUUCUUGAAGGCUGCUCUUACACCAAGUUAUACAAAGACGAAGUUAGUUAUACCUAUGUUUAAAAUACGGACAGAUAAAAGAAAAGAUGUAAUUAUUAAAUAAACUAUUCCAAUUAUUAAAACGGAGAGCUGGACGUAGAUAGCGAAGCGUUGUUGUGGGACGUGCGCGCGGAGCAGGCUGGAACCGGGUGCACGCCCUCGUGUUGUCUACUACAAUAAAUAUAUUUUUUGGACAAUA
Bombyx mori (domestic silkworm) is the source of this 9610-nucleotide messenger RNA. It is a transcript of the gene Nmdar2, whose product is annotated as glutamate receptor ionotropic, NMDA 2B. Gene Ontology annotation, biological process: monoatomic ion transport. The record is from RefSeq and is a predicted model, not a curated record. Bases 6176 to 9346 code for a protein of 1056 amino acids. Gene Ontology annotation, cellular component: plasma membrane. NCBI's taxonomy places the organism in Eukaryota, Metazoa, Arthropoda, Insecta, Lepidoptera, Bombycidae. Gene Ontology annotation, molecular function: NMDA glutamate receptor activity. The transcript has 16 exons.